AUGGAUUCAGAAUUUUCGAAACAUCAAAUUCCCAGUUACAAUUUCAACUUGAUGGAACCUCGGUUUUUGAUGGAGACAGAGGACGGCCCAGUAUAUCUGAGAUGGGCUCGUCAUGAAAAAGACGUUGACAGAAUUGCCAAAUUUUGCGCGGAUCAUUCGUGUGAAGUCAAAAAUUUCAUCCGAUGUGGUAACUACACUAUGGAACAGACAUGGACAAUCGCGCUGUCGAGACACCGGGAGGCGAUCUUCAAGAUCAUGUAUAACUAUAUAAAACCGUCAAUGAUAACGGAAGGUUGGGUAUUUGUAGUCGAGCAAGGUGCUAAUGUCCUGGGGGUCUUGGCAUUUCACAUGAAGUCACAAGGCUUCAAUGACCCAUGGACAGAGAAUGAGAGAUGUAAUGCUUUGUCUCCCGACAGAGUUUGGGUUUUCCCACCCGAGUACGCUGAGCGCGUUAAGAAUAUACGUGGUGAGGGGUGCGACAAUGGUAUUCUCAACGUUCCCUACUUCGUCCCUUGCCAUAUGCCGCAAUUCAGCCCGUGCUGCAUCGCUGCUUUCGGAUUGCUGCUUGAGGAGGUGACUGCAAAUCUCGGACGGACAACGAUCGUAUGCAUGCAGAACCAGAGCCCGCGUAUGGAAUCCGAAAUCAAGUACUACCUCAAAGGCUGGAGUUUUGUAUCUAGCGGCAACUUCGAGGACAGCAAGAUCGGCGACAUAGAAACUGACUCCACUUACACUGUUUGGCUGCGCCGUUUCGAUGACUCGACCCCUGAGGGUUCUCUGCCCUACGCCGUAUUCCGUGGUCUAAAUACCUUCCUUGAACGCAUCAAUCCAAAAAUUCAAUGGGAACGAGUAGAUAAGGUGCUCUCAUCAACUCCAUUCGGCACAGGCCAAUUAAAAGAGCUAUUGAACGCAUCCUUGAUUGACAGUGAGCCAGAAGAUGGAGAUUCAGAAGAUGGGGAUCCAGAAGAUGGGGAUCCAGAAGAUGGGGAUCCAGAAGAUGGGGAUCCAGAAGAUGGGGAUCCAGAAGAUGGGGAUCCAGAAGAUGCGGAUCCAGGAGGUGAAGAUUCAGAGGAUGGGGAUCCAGAAGAUGGUGAUCCAGGAGGUGAAGAUUCAGAGGAUGGGGAUCCAGAAGAUGGUGAUCCAAGGGGUGAAGAUUCAGAGGAAUGGAAUCCAGACUAUACGCCUCUAGUGGCUGAAUAUUUACUGAGAUGGCUAUCUACUGGAUGA
Xylaria bambusicola is the source of this 1227-nucleotide messenger RNA. RefSeq lists its product as uncharacterized. The record is from RefSeq and is a predicted model, not a curated record. Bases 1 to 1227 code for a protein of 408 amino acids. The transcript is spliced from 4 exons. NCBI's taxonomy places the organism in Eukaryota, Fungi, Ascomycota, Sordariomycetes, Xylariales, Xylariaceae.